Molecule: messenger RNA, 1086 nt
Organism: Laetiporus sulphureus 93-53
Lineage: Eukaryota; Fungi; Basidiomycota; Agaricomycetes; Polyporales; Laetiporaceae
Exons: 2
Source: RefSeq, a predicted model, not a curated record
AUGUACGACUUGUGCCCCUCUGUCGCAUCCUCCUCCACUGCCCCCCCGCCCUCCCCCCACCACCGGCAUCACCAUCACGGCCACCACACCCAUCAUCACGUCCACCACCGCGGCAACCACCGCUCGCACUCACCCAUCUCGCACAUCUCCACCCUCCUGCCGCACUCCCACCAGUCCCAGUACUCUCCCUCGACGCGCGCCGCAGAUAUCUCCCGUCUCCUUGACCCCGCCUACGCGAGCGCCUCCUCCUCCUCUGGCUCGUCAACGUGCACCAGCCCCACACAGCACAAAAACGACCAGACACGCGCGUACGUCGACCGCAACGGCGACCUCCACGACCCCGACUACCGCGACUUCCCUGUCCUCUCGCCACAGGCCCUUCCCAGCAUUUCGUCGCGCUACAAGCGCCGCCGCAGUGACGGAACCACGACGCGCUCGUCCAGCACCAGCCGCAACACCGACCGCCGGUACUCGUCAACCACGUACUCUGCCAUGACGCGACCCGAAUGGGAGCGCGACUGGUCACACGAGAUUGAGGACGAGGACCGCGAGAUGGAGGACGCGGACGAGAACGAGUCGCAGUCGCACUAUUCGCCUUUUGCGUCGACCGUGAACAUGCGCCGCAGUGCGAGCAUACACACCGCGCACACAUUCAAGCCGUACACGUCGUACUCACAAUUCAUCGUCGGGGAGCCACAGCCAAUCGCGAGUUCGCCAACGGUUUCGAUGGAUGACGAGCACGGGACAACGCAAAUACACGACUCGCCGCUGCAGGAAUCGCCAUUCCUGCCAGAGGAGCCGGAGCAGCUAGUAGAGGAAGCGCGGAGAAGUAGCGGCCACAGCAGUAUAUUGAGAAGGGGGUCCAAGAAGAGCGAGUCGAAGGUGCACGAGGCAUCUCUAUCUGAGAAGGUCGCCGUGGAGCGAUCGUCUCAGCGGCAAAUGAUCGCUCACGAUGGCCAUAUGGAUUCGCGUUUCGUCAGCCCGACGUGCGUCGCUGCCCUCCGCCAACAAUGGCAAGCAACCUUAUUACGGUUCCGAUUUGGCAUCUACCACGCAAAGCGGCGAUUGAGCGUACGCAGCAGACGG